AAUUAGUUCAUUGUAACUGUUCUAAUUAGUUCACUAUAUAAAAACAUUCUUCUUGAUCUUCUUCUCUCUCGGUCUUAUCGUCCAAAUUAGCUACACUACUUAGCUAAUAGCUUGAUUGUUUUCCUGGGUUUGUGCCUUGGUCUGCAAAUAUAUAUAACUAAUUCACUAUAUAUAUAUAUAUAUAUAAUGGAGAAGAGUGUGAGAAGUAGUAGUAGUAGUAGUGUAAUAAUACUACUCAUGAAUUUGGUUGUGUUUUUUCACUAUGCAAUAGCAGCAGCUAGGCCAAUCAAUAAUAAUCAAACUCAAACUACAUCUACAUCUUUGGAUGAAGAAAAACUUAUUGAUUUUAAGUUAAAGCUUCUCAAUAAGCCUCCCCUUAAGACUAUCAAGAGUAGUGAUGGAGAUAUUAUAGACUGUAUUGACAUAUAUAAACAGCCAGCUUUUGAUCAUCCAGCUUUGAAAAACCACACUAUUCAGAUAAAACCCAGCAGCGAUUUAUUAGAGAGAAUAAACGACACGAACUCAAACUACUCAAAGAGUGUUGUUUUUCAAACAUGGCAAAAAAACGGAGGUUUUUGCCCAGAGGGAAGCGUUCCAAUUCGAAGAAUCCAAAGAAAAGACUUAGUAAGAUUGGGCAACUCUAAUGUUGGGCGUUUUGGACAGAAGAACCCUUAUGUUGUUAGGCACCACCAUAACACAACUCUAAACGACACACCAAACGCUGUCGUUUUGCUAAACGACACCCGCUCAGUCUCCCUACCUGAUUUAGUCAACCGCUCUGUGGCUUUGCUAGUGACACUCGGGUACAAUUAUAUAGGAGCUCAAGCAAGUCUAAAUCUAUGGAACCCAAUAGUUUUGGCAAAUGAAUACUCAACAUCCCAAAUUUGGCUCAAGGCUGGCAUUGCAGACACCUUUGAGAGCAUCGAAUCAGGCUGGGUGGUAAACCCAAAUUUAUAUGGUGAUACACGCACAAGACUUUUUGUAUAUUGGACAACGGAUGGGUACGUUUCAAAAGGUUGCUUUGAUCUCACAUGCUCAGGUUUUGUUCAUACGAAUCCAAAUGUAGUCUUGGGUGGAUCCCUUGAGCCUUGCUCAUCCCAAUCCGGACCCCAAUAUGAACUACCAAUUACCAUUACACUCGAUCCACAUGUUGGGAAUUGGUGGCUUAAAGUGGGACAAGAUGUGGCAGUAGGGUAUUGGCCGGGUACUCUUUUCGGGUAUUUGCAACACAGCGCGGUGAUGGUGCAAUGGGGCGGAGAAGUGUACAGCCCGAAUGUGAGGGAGCAAAAGCCUCACACAACCACUGCCAUGGGAAGUGGUCAGUUUGCCCGCCUCCUUCAUGGGGAGGCGGCUUAUGUGAAAGGGGUUAGGAUCAUGGACUACUCGUUGUCCCUCAAGUACCCUGAAUGGGUAGAUACUUGGGGUGAUGAGGAUUAUUGCUACUCGGCUUUUAAUGAGGUUAAGUAUGGAGUCGAGCCUACCUUUUAUUUUGGUGGUCCGGGUAGAAAUUCGCUUUGUCCUUAAUUAAUUAUGUUAUAUUAUUUAAAUUGCCUUAAUUAUUAGUUCAUUUCUCUUCUAAUAUAAUAUCAAAUCUCAUAAUCUCAAUGUAAUACUAAAUUAUUUUUGAGAGUUG
Molecule: messenger RNA, 1633 nt
Organism: Cannabis sativa
Lineage: Eukaryota; Viridiplantae; Streptophyta; Magnoliopsida; Rosales; Cannabaceae
Product: protein neprosin-like
Exons: 7
Coding region: 187-1524 (445 amino acids)
Source: RefSeq, a predicted model, not a curated record